Molecule: messenger RNA, 282 nt
Organism: Dovyalis caffra
Lineage: Eukaryota; Viridiplantae; Streptophyta; Magnoliopsida; Malpighiales; Salicaceae
Source: the annotation of a GenBank genome assembly
AUGCGCCAGCUUUCUCUGAUGGACAUGAAAGUGGAGAGUGAGAGGGGAGAUUCCCCACAAGAUGAGAAUAGAUCUCGGUUUUUCAUUUGGGGCACGCUUGAUGGGUUCUUGCGUCAGCAGGGUGUUGAGCGCUACGUGUUCUUGAAACAAGGGCGAGCUGAGGUGAGCCGAAUACUCACUACCAUUUUUAGAGGUCUUGAGUCGAAGCAGGGAACGAGGGAAGGACAAGAGUAUACGGAACGAGAAGUGAAGGCGGGGGCAGCACCUAUUGGAAAACCUUGA